This is a messenger RNA of Zonotrichia leucophrys gambelii, 4390 nucleotides long. RefSeq names its product CDC42 effector protein 2 (gene CDC42EP2). Gene Ontology annotation, biological process: positive regulation of pseudopodium assembly; positive regulation of actin filament polymerization; regulation of cell shape. Gene Ontology annotation, molecular function: small GTPase binding. The transcript has 3 exons. Lineage: Eukaryota; Metazoa; Chordata; Aves; Passeriformes; Passerellidae. The record is from RefSeq and is a predicted model, not a curated record. Gene Ontology annotation, cellular component: membrane; cytoplasm. Bases 543 to 1199 code for a protein of 218 amino acids.
CGGAUCCCGGCCCGGCGCUUUCCGGAGAAUCCCCGCAUUUCCGAACCCCUGAAUUCCCAAAGCCUCCGAUUUCUGAACCCCCGCAUUUCCGAACCCCCGGAUUCCUGAACCCCUGGAUUUCUGAAUAAUGGAUUCCUGAACUCCCGGAUUUCCGAAUCCUCGGAUUGCUGAUUUUCUGAACCCCCGGAUUUCCAAAUUCCCGGAUUUCCGAACCCCCGGAUUCCUGAAUUCCCGAACCCCGGAAUUUCCUGAAUUCCCAGAUUUCCGCAUUUCCAAGGAGUGUCCGGGAUCCCGAGCGGACUCCGAGCCCAUCCCGGCCCCGGGGCCGCUUCGGAGCCGCCGCUUUUCCCCAAUUUCGGGUUCGCUUUUCCCGAAUUUCGCCUUUUCGUUUCCCGAAUUUCGUCUUUUCCCGAAUUUCGCCGUUUCCUCUCCCGAAUUUCGCCGUUUCCCGUGGUUUUCCCGGCCCUGCCAUGGCUUUGCCAGCGCUGCGCUGCCCCCGGGCCGGAGCCGCCGCUGGAUUCCCCAGGCCCUCCUGAGGCGCCAUGGCCACCAAGGUGCCCAUCUACCUGAAGCGCGGCAGCCGCAAGGGCAAGAAGGAGAAGCUGCGGGACCUCCUCUCGUCGGACAUGAUCAGCCCCCCCCUGGGCGACUUCCGCCACACCAUCCACGUGGGCAGCGGCGGCCGCGCCGACACCUUCGGGGACAUCUCCUUCCUGCAGGGCAAGCUGCACCUGCUGCCGUGCGGGGACGGCGACGCCGCCGAGGGGACGCCGCCGGCGCCCUUCGAGUUCUCGCGUGCUGCCACCAUGGCGGGCGGGCAGGCGGGCGCCGAGGCGCCGUCGCCGCUGCUCAAAAACGCCAUCUCGCUGCCCGUGCUCGGCGCCGCCCAGGCCCUCACCCUGCCCCUGCCCGCAGCGCCGGCGCCGCCCAAACCGCCCCGGCUGCACCUGGACGAGGCCGCGGCACCGUCGCCAUCGUCACCGCCAUCAUCAUCAUCGUCACCGCCGCCAUCGUCGGUGUCACCGUCGCGUCCCCGCGCGGCCGCCAACGGCGACGCCGAGCCCCUGCUGUCGCACGCCGGCUCGCUGCUGUCCCUGCACGUGGACCUGGGCCCGUCCAUCCUGGACGAUGUGCUGCAGGUCAUGGACCGGCACCAGGCCGAGCGCGGCGCCGCCGCCCGCGCCCAGAUCCUGACGUGAGCCGGGAACGCGCACGGUGAGGGUUCAGCCUCGGGGGAGAAGCAGAGAGACCCUGGAGCUCUGCUCAGCGCCCUCUCCUGACCAGGGAACGCGGCCGUCGGACCCAAAGUCAUCCCCCAAACUUUUGGGGUGAAUUCCCAAAGAUUCGGGCCAGGAGGAUUCGAUUCUGACGCUUUUGGGGUGAAUUCCCAGAGAUUCCGGCCAGGAUUCAAUUCCAUCAGACCCAAAGUAAUCCCCCAAACUUUUGGGGUGAAUUCCCAGGGAUUCGGGCCAGGAGGACUCGGGGGCACGGUGGGGUUUGCUCUGAACCCCCUGGGCUGCCUGAACCUCACCCUCUGCUCCGGGAAAUCCUCGGGAGCCCCACGGAUGGGGCCGGGAUCCCCGAGGGGUUCCUGAUUCUGGAACUCAAUCCAUGGAGGAGCCAAACCCCCGAACUGGGCGAACUGGGAAUCCUCGGGGAGAAGCAAAACCAGCCAGGAACCCCCCGUGGGCUGCAGGCGGAUCCUGGAAUGGGGGAUCCAUCCCGGAUUGUGUGGGAUGCUGGGGUGAUCCCAGCUGGAUUUUGGGCAAUAUCCCAAUUUAAGGACAAAACCCCCAGGAACCCCCCGUGGGCUGCAGGUGGAUCCUGGAGUGGGGGAUCCAUCCCGGAUUGUGUGGGAUGCUGGGGUGAUUCCCGCUGGAUUUUGGGCAAUAUCCCAAUUUAAGGACAAAACCCCCAGGAACCCCCCGUGGGCUGCAGGGGGAUGCUGGAAUGGGGGAUCCAUCCCGGAUUGUGUGGGAGCUGGGGUGAUUCCCGCUGGAUUUUGGGCAAUAUCCCAAUUUAAGGACAAACCCCCCCUGGAAUGGCUGCUGGAGCCCCACGGGACAGGGGGGCACCGCCUUGGCCGGGCUGCUGCCCCCCAUCCCCUCCUUUCACCCAUUUCGGGCGCUUUGAGCCCAAAACCCGGCCGGGAUCCGCCCGGGGCCCCUCUGACCCCGCUGGUGCUGCUCCUCAUUGCCUGGCCCGUCUGAUUGAGAUUAUCUGCCUAAUGACUCAUUAGAUUCUCGUUAACGAACCCUUGUCCCGCCUCUUCCUUCCCCUCCCCCCCUGCGCCGCCAAACCCGAGGCACUUUGGGUGCAAACGCCCAGAAUUUGGGGAUAAACCCAUCCAAAAAGGAACAAACUGAGGUUAAUUAAGCUCAAUCAGGUUUAAUUGCUAUUUAGUCCAACUCCUCCCUGCCCUAAACUCUUUUCUCCCCACACCCUCUGUGCACGUUUUAUUUAUUUUGGGGAUUUUUCCUCCCCAAAGCAAUUCCAGCUGUUUCAGAACCUCCUCGUUUGUGGUUAAUGAACCCCAGGGAUGUUUGUGAUUAAUUAAGCAGAGAUUGGGAUGGGGACGUGGCUCUGAGUCCCCUCCUGAGGGAAAGGGCCCAGAACGGCUCCUUUUGGGCCCAGAACGGCUCCUUUUGGGCUCUCUGUGCUUUGGGGCUUUUCCAGCACGGCUGGGUCGGGACAGCGGGGAUGGAUUUGGUUUUUUUCCCAGGAUUUCACCCCAAUUUUCCUGGGUUCCACCUUAAUCAGUGAUUUAAAGCUGGAGCUGUUUGUGCCCCACCUCGGCGCAGGAAUUGCGAAAUCGGCGCUGCCGGAGAUGUUUCGAAAUAACCAAAAUCUGCCAAAAUCCCCUUUUUUUUCCUGUUUUGUCCCUUUUCUCACCCAGAUUUUUCCCUUCCACAACUCAGGGCUGAAUUUUGGGGUGUUCCAGCUUUAAUUUGGGACCUUGUUCACCCCUUUUUCUUCCCCCACUCAUCCCUCUCUGCUCCAGUCCUGGAAAAGCUCCUUUAAUUUGCUAAAUUUGGGGCUUUUUACCAUUAAAAAAAAGUUGAUUUUGCUUUUCUCACCCCUCUCCUCCUUCCUCACUUCCCUGCUAAAAACCCCUGAAAUUAUCCCCAAAAUUAUUGUUAUUAUCCCUGAAAUUACCCCAAAUAUCACUUUAUCCCUGAAUUAUUUUCUCCACUAUCUCAUCUGCAAAAACACCAAAUUCCCUAAUUAAUUUUCAGUUAACGAAUAAAUCAUUUGGGAUCCCUUUCCGCAGGACUGGAGCCUCCUUCACUUCUCCCCUAAUUAACCCCUCCCCAAAUUAAUGAUUUAUUCCAGCCACCGUUGCCAAACUCGCUGAUUUACUCUCAAUUCCAAGAAUUUGAGUCUCAAUUCCAAGAAUUUGAGUCAUCCAUGACUCAGCGCCCGCUGCCCCUCCCUUUCUGGGGAGUUUAUGGCGGAAUCAAUCGAGACAGGGAUCGUUAAUUCAUUAAUUAACUUCCUCGUUUAUCCCGGGAUUUCCGGGCAGGGGAUUAACGCCGCCCACGCCGGGAUUACCGGCAGGAGGAGGAGGAGGAGGAGGAGGAGGGAGGAAGGUUUGACCUUGGGGGAAAGAAAAGGCAAAUUCUCAACAAAAAGGAAAAAAAACACAGGUGGGAUGUGGAAGUAAGGAGGAAAAAUAGAGAGGAAUUCACCUGGAAAUGAGGAACUCACCUGGAAAUGAGGAACUCACCUGGAAGUGAAGAAUUCACCUGGAAAUGCAGAAUUCACCUGGAAGUUGACAUCAAACCACGCUCUCCGUGGGGUCUGUGGGUGACCCCUGUCCUGAGGGAUCAAUUUGGGGAUAUUUGGUUAAUUCAGGUUUGAUAAAAAGGGAGAAAAGCUCAAAAAUGGGGUCUGUGGGUGAUCUCUGCCCUGGAGAAUGAAUCUGGGGGAAUUGGGUUAAUUCAGGUUUGAUAAAAAGGGAAAAGAGCUCAAAAAUGGGAAUUUUUGGCAGGAAGAGACAUAAGGAAUCUGGGGAGAUUUGGGAUCUGAGGGAUUCAUCCUCACUUAUCCCUAAUUUCACUCUUUCCUGGCCUUCAUUUAUCCCCCAUCCCGAAUUUAUCCCUCAUUUCCAUCCCAACCUUCACCUCCCUUUCCCUUUUAUCCCCCAAACCUUCUCCAUCCCUUCCUUUCCCCAUUUCCCUUUCCAUUCUGCAUCUUCUCACUCCUCUCCAUGGAAAGGUUCUGAUUGAAAAAGACCUUUGGGAUCAUCGAAUCCAACCUGGUCACCCGGAACAGUCCCCAUGUGCCACAUCCAGGCUUUUUUUGGGAUAAUUCCAGGACAGCAAUUCCACAUCUCAGGGUGGGACAACCCUUUUCAGGAAUUUUCCUCAAUAAAUCUUCCCUGAUCCAA